ACAGCCUCCAUCAUGUCCUGCAGCUUUGCCUCACAGUCUUCCUCCAGGUCCAUAAGGGGCUCCAGCGGCUCCAUGAUCGGUGGCUCCAUGAUCGGUGGCGGCGGCGGCGGCCGUAUGUCCAUGAGAUCUGGGAGUGUCUACGGAGGAGCAGGGGGCUCAGGGGUCCGCAUCUCCUCAUCCUCAUCCGGCAUGGGCAUGGGCAUGGGCAUGGGCAUCGGCUUCGGCGGUGGCUUCUCUUCCUCCUCCUCCAGCUUCAGCAUGUCCGGCAACGAGAAGAUCACCAUGCAGAACCUGAACGACCGCCUGGCCUCCUACCUGGCAAAGGUGCAUGCCCUGGAGAAGGCCAACGCCGAGCUGGAGCUGAAGAUCAGGCAGUAUAUGGAGAGCAAAGUCACCUACGCUGCCAGAGACUACAGCGCCUUCUUCACCACCAUCGGUGACAUCACAGCCAAGAUUGAGGCCGCUGUCAGGGUGAAUGGCGCCAUCCAUCUCAGCAUGGACAACGCUCGCCUGGCUGCAGACGACUUCAAGGCAAAGUUUGAGAACGAGCUGACCAUGCGUCAGUCUGUGGAAGCCGACAUCGCUGGGCUCAAGGGAGUCCUGGCUGACAUGAACAUGUGCAAGAACGACUUCACCAUGCAGUUGAAUGGCCUGAAGGAGGAGCUGCUCUUCCUCAAGAAUAACCACAAGGAGGAGAUGCUGGUGUUGCGUAGUCAGAUCGGUGGUCAGGUCAACGUGGAAGUGGACGCGGCACCACAACAAGACCUCAGCAAGAUCAUGGCUGACAUCAGAGAGCACUACGAGUCCAUCACCGCCAAGAACCAGAAAGAGCUAGAGGCCUGGUUCCAGACCAAGUCAGAGGCUCUGAGCAAAGAGGUGAUCACUCAGACGACCAGCCUGCAGACGUCCAGGUCAGAGGUCUCAGAGGUCAAACGGACGCUGCAGUCGCUGGAGAUCGAGCUGCAGUCCAUGUUGGGCAUGAAAGCGUCACUGGAGGGAAGUCUGGCUGAAACACAGAGCCGCUUCGCCAUGCAGAUCUCCGGAUUCCAGAUGCAUGUGUCGUCCCUGGAGGAGCAGCUGACACAGCUGAGGGCCGACCUGGAGCGUCAGGGGAUGGAGUACAAGAUGCUGCUGGACAUUAAGUGCAGGCUGGAGAUGGAGAUCGCCGAGUACAGGAGGCUGAUGGAUGGAGAGGCCAGCGGCAGUUCCUUGUCCUCCUCGUCCACAACUAAGCGGAUGGUGACGGUGACGGAGAAGGUGGUCGGUGGGACAGUGUUGUCCUCCUCGUCCUCGUCUUCCUACCUGGUUCGCUGAGACACUGUGGCGGUCAAUGACCAGUGAUCAAUGACGUCGACCAGAAAACACUAAACA
This is a messenger RNA of Thunnus maccoyii (southern bluefin tuna), 1371 nucleotides long. Its product is annotated as keratin, type I cytoskeletal 13-like. Gene Ontology annotation, molecular function: structural molecule activity. Bases 13 to 1314 code for a protein of 433 amino acids. The record is from RefSeq and is a predicted model, not a curated record. The transcript has 8 exons. NCBI's taxonomy places the organism in Eukaryota, Metazoa, Chordata, Actinopteri, Scombriformes, Scombridae.